Molecule: messenger RNA, 1586 nt
Organism: Paramacrobiotus metropolitanus
Lineage: Eukaryota; Metazoa; Tardigrada; Eutardigrada; Parachela; Macrobiotidae
Product: protein slowmo-like
Exons: 3
Coding region: 635-1186 (183 amino acids)
Biological process (GO): phospholipid transport
Cellular component (GO): mitochondrial intermembrane space
Molecular function (GO): phosphatidic acid transfer activity
Source: RefSeq, a predicted model, not a curated record
GGCUCCAGACGCAUGAUUCGUUGGCUCACUCAGCUGACUCGUGCCAGACUGGCCAGCAGCCGAACUUGCGUACGCUCGCAUUUUACAGCUGACAUAGACCUACAGACUAGAAUAGCGCGAACGGUGAAAGACUGCUCACGCUUCUAGAACGCUUGGCAAGUUUUGAGUUUAGAAUUUACAAGUUAGUUCAGCAAAAGUAAAACUCCUAUUGCUUAGCGGCUGCAGCCAUUUCCACCGUUUUUUAUCUGGCGCUAUAGUUUUCCAUACUUCCUUCCUUCCCUUCGUAUUUAGACAACCUAGUCUUUAAGAGUACAGUACUUUAGUUUAAUCCUGAAUAACCGUGGGUGUAUCAACGGGAAUAGCGGGAAUCUGGAUAACUGGGCGUUUCGGGAAAUUAUUCGGCAGCCGCUGGCUAGGCGAUAGCGAGGAAGGAAGCGUGAUUAUCCUGAAGGCUCACGACCGACUGCCCGAUAUUAUCUGUCAGAAGGACUGGAGGACUUGGAGAUUGAGCCUUUAAGGUUUUAUUACUGAUUGGUUUCUUCCCUGUGUACCGGAGGGAAAUUUAAUACCACCCAGCAUACCACAGGCGAUUCCGUCAGAGCCAGGCCGAGUUAGUUAUAUCCGGCAAAUCAAUAUGAAGAUCUGGCAGUCGCAGCACGUGUUCGAUCACCCAUGGAGCACCAUAACCCAGGCCGCCUGGCGGAAGUACCCUAAUCCCAACAGUCAGAACAUUGUAGCGAUCGAUGUUAUCGACCGUGAAGUCGCACCGGAUGGUGCCCUCACUACACAUCGCGUUUUUACAACGAAAUGGGCCUUCCCAAAAUGGGUGAAGUCCAUCAUCAACAUCUCCGACUAUUGUUAUUCCACGGAGAAAUCUGUGGUCCAUCCCGCAGCACAAAGCAUGGUUUUAGAAUCUCAGAAUGUUUCUCUGGGUAAAUUUAUCUCAGUUGUGGAGCGGCUGGAGUAUACGCCCCACCCCUCGGAUCCCUCCAAGACAUUACUGACCCAGGAAGCACAAAUCAGUAUUAAUGGAUUACCUUUGGUGGGCAAGCUGGAAGAGGCUAUGUCCAAUACAAUAGCCGCCAAUGCCAGCAAAGGCCGGCAGGCUAUGGAGUGGGUGGUAAAGAAGAUCACAAUGGAAGCAGCAGAUCUCGGGAGAAGUUUACAUUCUAUGGAAGAAAUAUAAGAAACCUUACGUUUAUUUACUAAGUCGCCACGGCAGAAGCAUUGUUCGUAUUUCGGUCCAAAGGUCAAACGUUUUCUCAGGAAUAUGUACGUUCCAGAGGCCUUGAGCGUCGAGUAAUUUAUUCUGGUCACAACUAAGUAUCCCUUUAGUUACACUUACAGUUGGUGAUCAGUAUCAGUUGUUAGCAAUGGGAUUGAUGCUAGCUUAUUACGAUACUUAAAAAAAUAUCCGUUGUGCUAACUGAGAUUACCAGACUGUGAUGAACUCCAGGUGCCGAGAAGUUUUUGGUGAUAGUCCGGUUGUUCAUGUGUUUGUUCGAAUUGGGAUUGUUGUAGUAGUGAUAUUAAGUGUCGAAAAUCACGGAAUGUUACAGCAGUUUUACAGUGAAUAAAAAAGUUAU